CAAGUGUCCACGUGCCUUUUGGUGAAGCAGUUGCCGUUUUCCGUCACGAAGGAUAGACUUAAAAAAACUUUCAUGAAAUCCGUCAGUGCUCGAAUAGUUUUAAAUCCUGAAACAAAAAUAUCUCGAGGGUUUGGUUUUGUUGAAUUUGAAAACGAGAAAGAUGCAACAGAUGCCAUGAAUGCAAUGCAAGGCAGAGAUCUGGACGGAAGGAAGAUGGUCAUUUCUGCUGCUUUGAAAAAG
This is a messenger RNA of Helobdella robusta, 240 nucleotides long. RefSeq lists its product as hypothetical. The annotation marks the transcript as partial. Gene Ontology annotation, molecular function: RNA binding. Gene Ontology annotation, cellular component: spliceosomal complex. The record is from RefSeq and is a predicted model, not a curated record. NCBI's taxonomy places the organism in Eukaryota, Metazoa, Annelida, Clitellata, Rhynchobdellida, Glossiphoniidae. The transcript is spliced from 2 exons. Gene Ontology annotation, biological process: positive regulation of mRNA splicing, via spliceosome.